AAGGUGAAUGGCGCUCCCCUAAUCAGCAGAGACUGUUCCGUUAUGCAACCCACACCACCAUGUUUUGUUCUCUGAGGGACGUUAUAUACCCUUGUACUUGUCUGGCCUCUUGAAAAGUUACAGAGUUCCCCUGAAGAAAUUCAAAUCCAUGCGGCAGGUGAUGAAGGAGAAGGGCAUACUCAGGGACUACCUGAAGAACCACAAGUCUGACCCAGCCAGCAAGUACUUCAACAACUUCGCUGUUGCCUAUGAGGCCCUGGCUAACUACCUGGAUAUGUCCUACUAUGGGGCGAUCAGCAUUGGAACCCCACCCCAGAACUUCCUGGUUCUCUUCGACACCGGCUCAUCCAACCUGUGGGUGCCCUCGACGUACUGCCAGAGCCAGGCCUGCACCACCCACACUCUGUUCAACCCCAGCGACUCCUCCACUUACUCUUCCAAUGGACAGACCUUCUCUCUGCAGUACGGCAGUGGCAGUCUCACUGGAGUCUUUGGCUAUGACACCGUGACAAUCCAGGAUGUUUCCAUCACAAAACAGGAGUUUGGCCUGAGUGAGACCGAGCCUGGCACCAACUUUGUCUAUUCUCAGUUUGAUGGGAUCCUCGGUCUGGCUUUCCCUGCCAUUGCUGCUGGCGGUGCCACCACCGUGAUGCAAGGUCUGAUCCAGGAGAACCUCAUCAGUGCCCCGCUCUUCAGCUUCUACCUGAGCGGGCAAGAGGGCAUUAAGGAUGGUGGUGAACUUCUCUUUGGAGGGAUUGACUCCAAUUUGUACUCUGGUCAGAUUGUCUGGACGCCUGUCACCCAGGAUGCUUAUUGGCAAAUUGGAAUUGAAGGUUUCUCUGUUGGCGGACAGUCCAGUGGCUGGUGUAGCAGCGGCUGCCAGGGGAUUGUGGACACUGGAACUUCCCUCCUCACUGCUCCACAGGCGAUCUUUUCGCAGCUGAUGGAGGACAUUGGCGCUCAGGAGAACAGCGACGGUGAGUAUGUGGUUAGCUGCAGCAGCAUUGACAGCAUGCCUACCAUCUCCUUCACCAUCAGUGGAACCAGCUUCCCGCUGAGCCCCUCUGCCUACGUGCUCCAGAGCAAUAGCGCCGAGUGUGUCGUGGGCAUCUCGCCCACUUACCUGCCAUCCCAGAACGGGCAGCCCCUCUGGAUCCUGGGUGACGUCUUCCUCAGGUCAUAUUACUCUGUUUACGAUCUAGGCAACAGUCAGGUGGGCUUUGCCCCAGCAGCGUAAGCGCCACCGACUGUCUUCCACGCUGCUCUGAACCGUCUCCUGCCUCUCCUCCAACCUGCUGGGCUGUGACACUCUGGCCCCCACUUGCCUCUUUCCAAGGAUUUUGAAUGUUUCUCUGUACUGAACUUUUGCAAAUUUCUGAAGCCUCUCUCUGGUGAAAUCUGUGCUAUGGAAUUCUGGGUUCCCCUUUGAAGG
Messenger RNA from Mauremys reevesii (Reeves's turtle), 1432 nucleotides. Its product is annotated as gastricsin-like. Gene Ontology annotation, molecular function: aspartic-type endopeptidase activity. The transcript is spliced from 9 exons. The coding region runs from base 149 to 1237 and encodes 362 amino acids. Lineage: Eukaryota; Metazoa; Chordata; Testudines; Geoemydidae. Gene Ontology annotation, biological process: proteolysis. The record is from RefSeq and is a predicted model, not a curated record.